Molecule: messenger RNA, 1153 nt
Organism: Chenopodium quinoa (quinoa)
Lineage: Eukaryota; Viridiplantae; Streptophyta; Magnoliopsida; Caryophyllales; Amaranthaceae
Product: KAT8 regulatory NSL complex subunit 3-like
Exons: 6
Coding region: 115-816 (233 amino acids)
Source: RefSeq, a predicted model, not a curated record
UUACACUAUAUCCAUUUGGCGCGAAAAUUAAGAAACUCUGAAACUGAUUAUUUUAUUAGGGUUUUUAUUUCCUUUAAUUUAUGGUUUGAUUCUCCAGAAUUAAACUCAGCAACAAUGGCGGAUUCAUUCCCGUCGUCAAAACGCCGUCGUACUAACCAGCUAGAAGCCCGAAACGACGCCGUUAAAACGUCGAAUCUCAAGAAUUUGUCACCACUAGUCGUCUUCGCUCACGGUGCUGGUGCUCCUUCCUCUUCCGAUUGGAUGAUCAGAUGGAAAGAGAUGCUAGGAAAGGCCUUGGAUGCUGUUGAAGUCGUUACAUUUGACUAUCCUUAUUUGGCUGGUGGAAAGAAGAGACCGCCUCCGAAGGCAGAGAAGUUAGUGGAUUUUCAUGUUGAUAUUGUUAAGAAGGCGGUUGAUAAAUACCCCGGUCAUCCUUUAAUUUUGGCCGGAAAAUCGAUGGGCUCAAGAAUUAGCUGCAUGGUGGCCAGCCAAAAGGACAUUUUUGCAUCAGCAAUAGUCUGUCUGGGAUACCCAUUGAAGGGAUCGAAUGGAGCAAUACGAGAUGAGAUACUGGUUCAGCUCACAGUUCCUGUCAUGUUUGUGCAGGGUAGCAAAGAUGGGUUAUGCCCUCCGGGUAAGCUGGAAGUUGUUCGGAAUAGGAUCAAAACAGUCAACGACUUGCAUGUCAUUGAAGGAGGAGAUCACUCCUUCAAAGUUGCUGAAAAGCAUCUGCAAUCAACUGGAACUACUCAAAAUGUUGUUGAGGAGUCUGCUGUCCAGUCUAUCGCCUUUUUUGUUUCCAAUAGUCUUAUGUGAUUUGUGAUAGUCUCCGGUAGUCCAGCUCUUUCUUAGCUGUGAGAAGCUUUUCUGGUGGGAUGAUUUUUGUAGUGAGUGUCAUACAUGAUGAGGUCAGUCCAAUCUUGAUAUAAAGUUCUAGUUGGCAUAAAUCACUAUCAGUCUCUUUUUGUAUGAUAUAACCAGUAUAGAUAUGCUGCUUCAUGGCACUUCCUUUUUGUUUUAUGCUUUAUGUUCAUAUGUUUUUGUAAAUUAGCUUUAGAGAUUGUUGCUAGUUAUUUCUGUUCAUGUAACUUGUAAAUAUUUCAAGUGUGUAAUGAUUUUUUAUGCAGAAGUAUAGUUAUGCCUUUGGACUCUU